GUCUGCAGAACUACACCACGACGAACGACGACAAACGACAAACGCCCAACGCCGACGACAGACAACGCCGACCGACGCCGACCGCCGCCUCCCCGGAUUCAGCAACCUCUCGUUAUCACGCCAUCUACACUCCUGCAAGAAUGUCCACAUUCGAGCCUGUGGUUGUCAUCGAUGGCAAGGGACAUCUCCUUGGUCGCUUGGCCUCUACUGUGGCCAAGCAGCUCCUCAACGGACAGAAGAUCGUUGUCGUGAGAUGCGAGGACCUCAACAUCUCCGGCGAGUUCUUCCGCGCUAAGCUGAAGUACCACGCCUACCUCCGCAAGGCCACCCGUUUCAACCAUACCCACGGACUCUUCCACUUCCGUGCCCCGUCGCGUAUCUUCUACAAGGCCGUCCGUGGUAUGAUUGCCCACAAGACUGCCCGUGGUAAGGCUGCGAUGGACCGCUUGAAGGUCUUCGAGGGUGUCCCCCCUCCCUACGAUACCAAGAAGAGGAUGGUCGUGCCCCAGGCCCUCCGCAUCUUGAGGUUGAAGCCCGGACGCAAAUACUGCACCGUCGGACGGUUGUCGUCUGAGUUCGGCUGGAGCUACGGUGAGGUCGUUAGCAGACUCGAGGAGAAGCGCAAGACCCGCUCUGAGGCCUAUUACCAGAGGAAGAAGGCCUUGAUCAGGAAGUUGAACGCUGCUAAGAGGGAGGUCACUACCAACUCUGAGGAGUUGGCCAAGUUCGGAUACUAGACAUUUGCUACGAUGAAUGCUAUUCCCGAUGUUUGACUGCCUCUCGACUAGUGACCUCAAUGUAGACCAUUUCUACGCUUUUCUUUCUCCAUUUGGACAUGUGAUGGUUGAGCUAUGACGGUUCAAAAGUUUUUUUUUCUUUUGGGGGCGGGCGCGUUUUUUUGUACGAGGCUCUCAUACCCAAAUGGGGUAGUUGAGUGAUAUAUAAUGUAGCACGUGACUCUCCUGGCACUCAUACAGUGAAUUUCCAGUAAGAAUCCGCCUGCGCAAUGCAAAGGAGCCUACUCCGAUGCC
Molecule: messenger RNA, 1031 nt
Organism: Tricharina praecox
Lineage: Eukaryota; Fungi; Ascomycota; Pezizomycetes; Pezizales; Pyronemataceae
Product: ribosomal protein L13 domain-containing protein
Exons: 4
Coding region: 141-737 (198 amino acids)
Biological process (GO): negative regulation of translation; translation
Cellular component (GO): cytosolic large ribosomal subunit; ribosome
Molecular function (GO): structural constituent of ribosome; mRNA binding
Source: RefSeq, a predicted model, not a curated record